Molecule: messenger RNA, 717 nt
Organism: Paralichthys olivaceus (Japanese flounder)
Lineage: Eukaryota; Metazoa; Chordata; Actinopteri; Pleuronectiformes; Paralichthyidae
Gene: nupr1b
Product: nuclear protein 1b
Biological process (GO): regulation of transcription by RNA polymerase II; negative regulation of cell population proliferation; negative regulation of cell cycle
Cellular component (GO): nucleus
Source: RefSeq, a predicted model, not a curated record
GCUGAAUGUUCCCGUUAUAAAGACUCAGAGAACAGAGCAGAAAAUAGAUCCUGUUGUUUUCCUGCUCGGAAAAAAGAAGAAGAAGAAGAAGAAGAAGUUUUCUGCAGCUCUUAUCAAACUGAGUUCAUCGUCUCAGACCAACAUGAGUCACGUGGACGUGAAGAACCUGAAACCCUCCAGCUCUGAAGACGAGUAUUAUGAUGAAUAUGAAUAUUACAAUCUGAGCGAUAAAUACUCAGAGGGUUCGACUCGUAAAGGCAGAACAAAGAAGGAGGCCAGUGACAACACCAACAGACCAAACCCUGCAGGACACGAGAGGAAGAUCGUAGAGAAGCUUCAGAACAGUGAGAAGAAAACUAAAGAGUGAACAGUGAGGGACCUCGGACUGUUUCUCCCGGACACUGACCACUGACCAUGGCCUCCUUGGCGACAGAACGAGACGUGUGGACGGCAGGAGCGUGUUUGAGCACCGAUGUGGGGGGGGGGGGGUUGUACCUGGCUUGAAGAGGAGCCCACACAUCCAGAUGUUCCAGCUGCAGAGAUCCUUUUACCCAGCGGACACCGCGGCUUCUCGGCCUGAAGGUGUUGGAAAGCACUCACCUGUGGUGGCGUGCACGUGGACCGUGCACUGUGAUUGUGGUGGUGGGGGUUUGGUGAUUUCAAUGUGUUCAUUGAUUUUUUAAAAAGUCAUUUUUUCUAUUAAAACAUUUGAAGUGA